Molecule: messenger RNA, 915 nt
Organism: Eruca vesicaria subsp. sativa (arugula)
Lineage: Eukaryota; Viridiplantae; Streptophyta; Magnoliopsida; Brassicales; Brassicaceae
Source: the annotation of a GenBank genome assembly
AUGGCCCUCGAGAAGGUGCAUCAGAAACCUUCAGAUAGGGCUUAUGUGACGUUUUUGGCAGGUAAUGGAGACUACGUGAAGGGAGUGGUGGGAUUAGCAAAGGGUUUGCGUAAGGUUAAAAGUGCUUACCCUCUUGUUGUUGCUAUGUUACCUGACGUCCCUAAGGAACAUAGAGAGAUCUUGAGGUCGCAGGGCUGUAUAGUGCGUGAGAUCGAGCCUGUUCAUCCUCCAGACAACCAAGUUGAGUUUGCCAUGGCUUAUUACGUUCUUAACUACUCAAAGCUACGUAUUUGGAACUUUGAAGAGUACAGCAAGAUGAUUUACAUGGACGCAGAUAUUCAAGUUUUUGACAAUAUCGAUGACCUAUUCGAAUUGCCUGAUGGGUAUUUUUAUGCCGUGAUGGAUUGUUUCUGUGAGAAAACAUGGAGCCACUCAUUACAGUACUCAAUAGGUUACUGUCAACAGUGUCCGGAUAAAGUCGCUUGGCCAGAAGAUAUGAAAUCUCCUCCUCCUCUGUACUUCAACGCCGGUAUGUUUGUGUUUGUACCAAGCCCUUUGACUUACGAGAGCCUCCUUCAAACCCUGAAGAUCACACCGCCUUCACCGUUCGCUGAACAAGAUUUUCUGAAUAUGUUCUUUGAGAAAGUUUACAAACCAAUUCCUCUGGUUUACAAUCUGGUCCUUGCUAUGCUUUGGCGUCACCCCGAGAAUGUGGAGCUGGAGAAAAUCAAAGUUGUUCACUACUGUGCAGCUGGAUCUAAGCCAUGGAGAUACAGAGGAGAAGAGACCAACAUGGACAGAGAAGACAUCAAGAUGUUAGUUAAUCAAUGGUGGGAUGUAUAUAAUGAUGAAACUCUCGAUUUUAAGCCUGAAAUUACACACUUCCGUGCACCUUCCGCUGAUUUAGAUGUCUGA